This is a messenger RNA of Vitis riparia (riverbank grape), 1574 nucleotides long. Its product is annotated as glycerol-3-phosphate dehydrogenase [NAD(+)]. Bases 198 to 1343 code for a protein of 381 amino acids. Gene Ontology annotation, molecular function: glycerol-3-phosphate dehydrogenase [NAD(P)+] activity; NAD binding; protein homodimerization activity. The record is from RefSeq and is a predicted model, not a curated record. The transcript has 11 exons. Gene Ontology annotation, biological process: glycerol-3-phosphate catabolic process; carbohydrate metabolic process. Gene Ontology annotation, cellular component: glycerol-3-phosphate dehydrogenase (FAD) complex; cytosol. Lineage: Eukaryota; Viridiplantae; Streptophyta; Magnoliopsida; Vitales; Vitaceae.
AAAAGGAACAUAAAUACACAUUGUUUCUCUCGAUACGUGUCUGGCUUCUCCGUCUCCGCUGAACCUUCAUCUUCCCUUAUAUUCCCUCUCUCCUCACUCUCCUCGUGUUCCUCUUCCCUUUCUCUCCUCCUCCUCCUGCUCUUGUCCACACAUUUCUCUCUUUCUCUCUCUCUCUCUAGAUCUCUCUCCCCCUCUACAUGGCUCCAGCUUUUGAAGAUGAAACCGCAUCAGAGACCAACUUCUCAGAUGUUGAGCAGCUUCAUAAAUCUAAGGUCACCGUGGUGGGUAGUGGAAAUUGGGGCAGUGUGGCUGCAAAGCUCAUUGCCUCCAAUACUCUCAAGCUUAGCUCAUUCCAUGAUGAAGUAAGGAUGUGGGUGUUUGAGGAGAUAUUACCAAGCGGUGAGAAACUCUCAGAAGUCAUCAACCAAAACAAUGAAAAUGUUAAAUACCUUCCUGGUAUAAAGCUUGGCAAAAAUGUUGUUGCGGACCCAGACCUUGAACACGCAGUGAAGGAUGCAACCAUGUUGGUGUUUGUGACCCCACACCAAUUCAUGGAGGGUAUAUGCAAGAGGCUUGUUGGGAAGAUAAGGGGAGAUGCGGAGGCUAUUUCCCUCAUCAAAGGAAUGGAGGUCAAAAUGGAAGGCCCAUGCAUGAUCUCCACUCUCAUUACUGACUUGCUAGGAAUCAAUUGUUGUGUUCUAAUGGGUGCCAACAUUGCUAAUGAGAUCGCUGUGGAGAAGUUUAGUGAAGCAACAGUUGGAUACAGAGAGAACAGAGAUAUUGCAGAGAGAUGGGUUCGACUGUUUAGUACUCCAUAUUUCAUGGUUUCAGCUGUCCAGGAUGUGGAAGGCGUUGAACUAUGUGGAACCCUGAAGAAUGUUGUGGCCAUUGCAGCAGGUUUUGUGGAUGGGUUGGAGAUGGGAAAUAACACCAAGGCUGCAAUUAUGAGAAUUGGUCUAAGGGAGAUGAAGGCUUUCUCCAAGUUGCUGUUCUCAUCUGUUAGAGACAGUACCUUCUUUGAGAGCUGUGGCAUAGCUGAUCUCAUCACAACAUGCUUGGGAGGAAGAAACAGGAAAGUUGCAGAGGCUUUUGCAAGGAAUGGAGGGAAAAGGUCUUUCGAUGAGCUUGAAGCAGAGAUGUUGCAAGGUCAGAAGCUACAGGGUGUUUCGACAGCAAGAGAGGUUUAUGAGGUUUUAAGUCACCGUGGAUGGCUCGAACUAUUCCCGCUUUUCACUGCAGUGCAUGAAAUCAGCAUGGGGCGUCUUCCACCCUCGGCUAUAGUUGAAUAUAGUGAGCACACACCCAGACUCAACCUGUUGGAAGGCUCUGCUCAGUACUGUUGACUCUUCCAGGAAUAAACCAAUGUUUCCCUCCAUUCCAAAGAUAAAAGUAGUAGUUGUUUGUGAAACUAGCAUGAAACAUAAGACUCAACCGAAACUUUCAACUGUUAAUUCACAACUUUCUGCAAUAUGACAAACACAGUUACAAAUGCAGCAUGUAAGGACAAGGGAGGCUUCAGGCUUGUUCCCUCUGUAGAAGGAAGAUGAAAUUAACUCUUCUUAGAAGUUCCUGCA